Messenger RNA from Nymphaea colorata (pocket water lily), 994 nucleotides. RefSeq lists its product as uncharacterized. Lineage: Eukaryota; Viridiplantae; Streptophyta; Magnoliopsida; Nymphaeales; Nymphaeaceae. The transcript is spliced from 4 exons. Bases 317 to 877 code for a protein of 186 amino acids. The record is from RefSeq and is a predicted model, not a curated record.
CUUAGGGUUCGACAGCUCUCUGUCUUUCUCAAACCCUGGAUCUUACUGAGUGUAGCUAUGGGGAAUCAGCAAGCGUGCCACUGCCAGGACCAACUGCAACCGAUGAACAUGAGGGAGACGGGCGGGAAGGCAUGGAGUUGCUGUAGAUGCGGCCUCCUCUUCACAUCGAGGAGCAACCUUCUCGCCUGCAACUUGAUAUCGCCGUCACUUGAGGGGGCACCCUGCGCACUAUCGCCACCAGCUCCACCUCCUUCAGGAGCCCGACAUCUACAGGAGCCUCAUCUACCCAGAAGUGCAACUUCAACGCCCACGUUUUAUGCGCUUACAUGCCUCAGACGGUGAGCAGCUGCACCCACGAGCACCCCCUCAACCUCCGCUUCCUCCCUUCCCUCGUAGUCAAGAUGACUUCUGUAACGCUUGCGGGUUUUGUAUACGCACUUGCCACUACAGGUGCGGCCCCUGCAAUUUUGAUGUACACCCUGGGUGCUUAACUAAGGCAGCUCCAAGCACCAACCCAGAGAGAACCAGCCCAGAGAGAACCAUACCAGGCAGAAGGAGAGGACGAAUAAGAAAAAUGUGGGAAGUUACGAAACUCCUAGCAAAGACCGCUUCCAUGCACCUACUCUUUGGUCACUUCGGUUUAAGUGACGCUAUGUACGCCUUGUUAUUCGGAACUGUGGACCACGAAAACAUCUCCAACAUCGUCCGUGCCCCCGUCCGCCUUCUUGUUAAAAACGGCGGCCAGAAAAUUAACUUCUGCGACCUGCCGCCUGGCUUCUGUGUUGGUGUUCACAAACAUUUGCGCUCGGAGUUUGCCUCCCUCCUUAUGGAACAUAUGACACGGAUGGUCGGAGCAACGGCGACGACGACUACUUGAUCACCGUCGAGAUGAAUGGCUCCGGCGACCUGCCUGGCGCUGACGAUCCAUUGCACGCGGGGGCUGUCUCCUUGCUUUUUACGGGUGGCCGCCGGUGAAGGUCUUCGUCGUCCUAAG